Molecule: messenger RNA, 234 nt
Organism: Protopolystoma xenopodis
Lineage: Eukaryota; Metazoa; Platyhelminthes; Monogenea; Polystomatidea; Polystomatidae
Source: the annotation of a GenBank genome assembly
GCUUCAUCGCCUUCAGUUCCACACACUACUAUUCCGACGAUACCGGUUACCUCAGUCGCUUUAACCACGACAAGCUUCAAAUGCGAUUCACUUGAGGUCGCCAAGGAUGCAGCAAAAUUACCUGCGGAAAUUGAGGUCAAUGAGGUAGUGGUACCAGAUAUCCUGUCGCCGAUGGCUCUUGGCAAAGAGAUAACGGUGCGUUGGGUUCUCCUGAAUUCCUCAGUUUAUCUUUAG